Messenger RNA from Aegilops tauschii subsp. strangulata, 621 nucleotides. The record is from RefSeq and is a predicted model, not a curated record. NCBI's taxonomy places the organism in Eukaryota, Viridiplantae, Streptophyta, Magnoliopsida, Poales, Poaceae.
AUGCAGCAGGGGCAACAGCUGCAGCCGCCGCCACCGGCGACCGCGGCCCUGGGCAUCCCGACGACGGGCCCGGGGGUGCACAUCCACCAGGUCCAGUUUCCUCCGUCGCUGUCUCCGUUACCGGCUUGGCUCGCUAGGUCCCUUGAGCCGGUCUACACGACGGCCUCUGUCGGGCCGCACGUGCUGCCCCCGCCGGCGGCGCACCCGGCCAUGAAGUUUGGUGGGUCCUCGGGCUACGCCGAGCCCUUCGCCAGCGUCGACGGGCCCCUGGGACAGCGCACGCUCGCGUCCGACCGCACCUGGAUCGCCUCGUAUCAUCUCCGAGGAGCCGCGCAGACGUGGUACUACGCCCUCGAACAGGACGAGGGCAACAUGCCCCCAUUGGAGCGCUUCCGCGAUUCGUGCCUCUUGCGCUUCGGUCCGCCUAUACGCGGGAGCCGUCUGGCGGAGCUUGGGCGUCUUCCGUUCCUCACCUCGGUGCAAGAAUUCGUCGACCGCUUCCAGGCACUGGCGUGCCACGCUCCCGGCGUUUCAGCUCGUCAGCGGGCUGAGCUCUUCGUCGGCGGCCUACCGGACCACAUCCGCGUGGACGUGGAGAUGCGAGGGGAACAUGACCUCUAG